AGCAUGAGCGUGGGAAGGAUCAAUCGCUACAGCAUUGUGUCAUCUGAGGAAGAGGGCCUCCGCCUCACUACCAUGCAUGGCAUGAACGGCUUUGGCAAUGGCAAGAUCCACACACGCCGCAAGUGUCGCAACCGAUUCGUCAAAAAGAAUGGCCAGUGCAAUGUGCAGUUUGCCAAUAUGGACGACAAGUCACAACGCUACAUGGCUGACAUCUUCACCACAUGUGUUGAUAUUCGCUGGCGAUGGAUGCUGGUAGUCUUUACUCUGGUGUUUGUUGUCUCCUGGCUGGCCUUCGGCUUAGCUUUUUGGGUCAUUGCUUUGCUGCAUGGUGAUCUGGAUAACCCAGCCGGAGAUGACAACUUCACUCCAUGUGUCCUACAGGUCAAUGGAUUUGUGGCUGCCUUUCUAUUCUCCAUUGAAACACAGUCUACCAUAGGUUAUGGCUACCGCUGUGUGACUGAGGAGUGCCCAGUGGCUGUCUUCAUGGUGGUCUUCCAGUCCAUAGUGGGCUGCAUUAUUGACUGCUUCAUGAUUGGCGCCAUCAUGGCCAAGAUGGCGAGACCUAAGAAGCGAGCACAAACACUGUUGUUUAGCCACAAUGCUGUCAUUGCCAUGCGGGAUGGAAAGCUGUGCCUCAUGUGGAGGGUAGGCAAUCUUCGCAAGAGCCACAUUGUAGAGGCCCACGUCAGGGCACAGCUCAUCAAACCUCGGAUCACAGAUGAGGGUGAAUAUAUUCCUCUAGACCAGAUAGACAUUAAUGUGGGCUUUGAUAAAGGCUUGGACAGGAUUUUCUUGGUUUCACCCAUCACUAUUCUCCAUGAGAUAGAUGAGGAGAGCCCCCUUUUUGGGAUCAGCAAACAGGACUUGGAGACAGCGGACUUUGAGAUUGUCGUCAUCUUGGAGGGGAUGGUUGAAGCAACCGCCAUGACCACGCAGGCUCGCAGUUCCUACUUGGCCUCUGAGAUCCUUUGGGGUCACCGGUUUGAGCCAGUCUUGUUUGAGGAGAAGAACCUGUACAAGGUGGAUUACUCUCACUUUCACAAAACCUACGAGGUGCCGUCCACCCCCCGCUGCAGUGCCAAGGACAUGGUGGAGAACAAGUUCCUAGUCCCCAGCUCUAACUCCUUCUGCUAUGAAAACGAGCUGGCCUUCCUAAACCGCGAUGAUGAGGAGGAAGACGUGGGAGGCGGUGGGAGCAGGGCACUGGCGAACCUCAGUCCAGACCGGAACAGCCGACACGAGUUUGAACGCUUACAGGCCACCAGGGCGCUGGAUCAAAGGUCAUAUCGUAGAGAGUCAGAAAUAUGA
Molecule: messenger RNA, 1308 nt
Organism: Toxotes jaculatrix (banded archerfish)
Lineage: Eukaryota; Metazoa; Chordata; Actinopteri; Toxotidae
Gene: kcnj12a
Product: potassium inwardly rectifying channel subfamily J member 12a
Exons: 1
Coding region: 4-1308 (434 amino acids)
Biological process (GO): potassium ion import across plasma membrane; regulation of monoatomic ion transmembrane transport
Cellular component (GO): plasma membrane
Molecular function (GO): inward rectifier potassium channel activity
Source: RefSeq, a predicted model, not a curated record